AUGACUUCCAUGACUCCGCAUCAGAAAGAAGGCGACUUCUACGAGAAGGCAGUUGUCGGAUUCUCAGCGUCCGAAGUCAAUCGGACAGGAGGAUCGGCGGAAGCUAAAGGACUACUGCGGAUGUCCGAAUUUGAAAGCCAUAUACAAACUCAAAAUGGUCGAAGGCAGCUCACUGCGCAGCACGGGGCUGGUUUUUAGAGCGGCCAUCAUCACAUGUACCAAUACGUCACUCUUUUGUUAAGUGCAAGAAAUCCUGAACGGAUCGCUCAACCAUCUUCGGUGUCCAUCGGUUGAGUAUAUCAGAAAUCGCGUUCACCAUGAGGCCAGAAGGGGCGCUCCGUGAGACCGUCGGAUAACUUCCUUGUUUUAUUGCACGGGUCGGCAUCGUCUCAAUGCGCAACCGUGACAUUCAUACCGAAGACCUUCCCAUUCUGUCCUCUGAAACCUUUCACCCAAUAAUAUGGUAGCGUCUGUGUUUGUAUCAUGUGUUCCGUAUCAACACCUGCAUGGUAAGUGGCAGACAUCCUGCUUUCCGGGCCCUUGUUUCUCUUCAUGGAAUAAUUG
This is a messenger RNA of Fomitiporia mediterranea MF3/22, 564 nucleotides long. RefSeq lists its product as uncharacterized. The transcript is spliced from 2 exons. NCBI's taxonomy places the organism in Eukaryota, Fungi, Basidiomycota, Agaricomycetes, Hymenochaetales, Hymenochaetaceae. The record is from RefSeq and is a predicted model, not a curated record. The coding region runs from base 1 to 198 and encodes 65 amino acids.